Messenger RNA from Periophthalmus magnuspinnatus, 1054 nucleotides. RefSeq names its product T-cell surface glycoprotein CD3 zeta chain-like. Lineage: Eukaryota; Metazoa; Chordata; Actinopteri; Gobiiformes; Gobiidae. Gene Ontology annotation, molecular function: transmembrane signaling receptor activity. The coding region runs from base 188 to 619 and encodes 143 amino acids. The transcript is spliced from 9 exons. Gene Ontology annotation, cellular component: membrane. Gene Ontology annotation, biological process: cell surface receptor signaling pathway. The record is from RefSeq and is a predicted model, not a curated record.
ACCCCGAGAACAACCCAGAGAAGAGCCAAGACCAAGUACCUCUAGAGGACAACCGAUCCGUUCUCUGACCUCCUCUGAUGUCUCCAGACCUCCUCUGACCUCCUCUCAAACCUCCUGGAGGACUACUCUAACAUACUGCAAUUUUGAAGUACUUCUGUAGUAUUUGUGUAAUACUGCUGGGGUGACGAUGCAGAGGCCCUGUGUGCUGCUCCUCCUCUGCUCCAUGCCUCUCUCUGUCUCUGCAGAUGCCCUAAGCCUGUACGACCCUAAACUCUGCUUCAUCCUUGACGGUUUCCUCGGGAUCUACGGGCUCUUCAUUACUGCCAUGUUUAUCAGGGAGAAGUUUUUCAGAAGCAAAGCCAAAUCUGAGGAGCCGCUGUACACCGGUCUCCGGGGUGAGGAUCAGGCUGGUCACAACGAGCACGGCUACAGACGCAGAGGGAGAGAAGCUCAGGCUGCUCAAGACUCUGUCUACACGGGCCUAACCACACGCGGUGAGGACAGCGAGUACAAGGAGCUGCCCAGACGAGAGCAGAGGCAGAGGAAGAAGGAGCAGGUUUAUGAGGGUCUGAGCUCAGCCACCAGAGACACCUACGACUCCCUGCACCCCUCAUACUGAGCCACUCUAUAGCGCCACACACAGGCCACCACAUGCCAUUACAGUCCAGUGCUCCUUUAGGCCUGUUGGGGCACAGCAGUGUAUCUUUUCUGAGUAAAUGAAAUAUUUACAGGUUUAAUGAUAGACCUACUGACCAGCACCAGUGCGUGAUGCGUCUUACAAAUGUUUCUAGUUUUGUUCAGUAUUUACAUGUUGGUUUUUUUUUUUUUUUUUUUUUAUAUUUUCAUUCUGAGAAAAGCUUCAACAGUCCUUCACCAGGGCUCCGUUUCACAAAUGGAAUAAUUAUUUUGAAAUUCAUGUGUGAAACUGAGUUCUAUUUUUUCCUGAGAAUUUAUCACUUUUCCAAAGCUUUAACUUGUUCUUUUUAAAAUAUUUGUUAAAAUGUAGAUUUUAGAUUUGACUCAAUAAAAAGCAAAGACUCACUCAGCCUUUAAA